This is a messenger RNA of Zymoseptoria tritici IPO323, 579 nucleotides long. RefSeq lists its product as uncharacterized. Bases 1 to 579 code for a protein of 192 amino acids. The record is from RefSeq and is a predicted model, not a curated record. NCBI's taxonomy places the organism in Eukaryota, Fungi, Ascomycota, Dothideomycetes, Mycosphaerellales, Mycosphaerellaceae. The transcript is spliced from 2 exons.
AUGGCGGCCUCUGCGACGACCGCGCUUGCUCCCCGCGCGCUCGACUUUCUGGACUUGACGGAGCUGGAGAACGCGACGAUGAUAUUCGUCCUCGAGCCGGUGCCGGUGAAUGGCAGGAACCUGGGUCGUGUCGCGCGCAACGAGGUGCUGAACCUGAUCGAUGAGGUUGACCGCGAGGUCCUGCGUACGACUCCUGCGACUGCGACUCCGGCCGAGCUGAAGUACAGUAUGGGUACGAAGAAGUUUGAGGUGUUGGUGAAGUUGAAAGAAGCGGCGGAAGAGGCGGAGAAGAAGAUUGUGGAGUUGGAAGGAAAGUGCGGGGAUGAUGGAGAGAAGAAGAAAGAGCUUCGUGCUGCGAAGGAGAAGGUCUUGGAGUGUAUGACUGAGGUCGAGAAGGCGGUGAAGAAGGUGGGUGCGAUGGUUGUGCUGCGGAAGAGCGAGCGUGUGAUGGCGGAGAGCGUGGGAGAUCCGGAUAUCUUGUGGCGUGAGCAGUCGGAGUUCCGCGAGAUGGGCAUGGAUGGAAUUCUUGCCUGGGUCGAUUUUGAAGUGUCGGAGAUGGCUCGUCGAGUCUUCGCCUGA